Chelonia mydas (Green sea turtle) is the source of this 7293-nucleotide messenger RNA. RefSeq names its product erythrocyte membrane protein band 4.1 like 3 (gene EPB41L3). The record is from RefSeq and is a predicted model, not a curated record. Bases 429 to 4697 code for a protein of 1422 amino acids. The transcript has 27 exons. Gene Ontology annotation, biological process: cortical actin cytoskeleton organization. Gene Ontology annotation, cellular component: cytoskeleton; plasma membrane. Lineage: Eukaryota; Metazoa; Chordata; Testudines; Cheloniidae. Gene Ontology annotation, molecular function: structural molecule activity; actin binding.
GCCGCUCCACUUGAUCUCCGAGCCAGUGGUAUUUGCCCGGAAAGGGGCCAGAUUUGGGCAGGAUCCGGCCAGGGGACAGAGCCGGGUGCCUGCCGCGCGGACUACACUGGGAUACAUUAGGGUGGGAGCUCCGAAGCGCCUCUUUCUCCGCGGGGCUGCUGCGCGCCAAAGCCGGCGGAUUCCGGCGGGCUCCAGCUUUUCCCGUUUUCCGCGGCGAGGGGCUUUUUGGAGGCGCCUGCCUCCCCAGUCCUGAUUUGCUGGGCUACCGCGGAGGGCUCGUCCUGGGCUGGGCUGCUGACGCGUGGCGGCGGCGGCGGCACGUCCCUCUGACGCGUUGGACCCAGACCUGGACCUAGCGGAGACCCGGGCUCCAGCUCGCUGCUGCUGCUGCUGCUGCUGCUGCGCCGGCUUGCCAAGCAUAAUCAACCAUGACUACAGAAUCGGGAUCAGACUCUGAAUCCAAGGAUCAAGACCAAGACCAGCAAGAAGCCCCUGCUCAGCAAGGGGCAGCUGGGGCACAACCUCAAGACCAGCAGCAGGAGCGGCAGCUCAGUGAGGAACAUCAGAACGCGAUAGACCAGUUCUCUGCCGUGGCAGCGCACAGCACACCUGUGAAAAAAGAGCAGGUCACUGACAGAGAACGGGAGUUUGCUGCUGCUGCUGCAAAACAGCUGGAAUACCAGCAGUUUGAAGACGACAAGCUCUCUCAAAAAUCAUCAUCUAGCAAACUCUCCAGAUCUCCUCUAAAGAUUGUUAAAAAGCCUAAAAACAUGCAGUGCAAAGUGAUGCUCCUGGAUGGCUCUGAAUAUGGAUGUGAAGUGGAGAAACGUUCCAGAGGUCAAAUAUUGUUUGACAAAGUAUGUGAACAUCUGAAUCUUUUGGAAAAAGACUACUUUGGGCUAACGUACAGAGACAUGGAAAACCAAAAGAACUGGUUGGACCCUGCAAAGGAAAUCAAAAAGCAGAUCCGAAGUGGUGCUUGGCAGUUCUCCUUUAAUGUGAAAUUUUACCCUCCAGAUCCUUCCCAGCUGUCUGAAGAUAUUACCAGGUACUACCUCUGCUUGCAGCUAAGAGAUGACAUAGUGUCUGGACGGCUGCCUUGUUCUUUUGUUACUCUUGCUCUUUUGGGGUCCUAUACUGUUCAGUCAGAACUUGGAGAUUAUGAUCCUGAUGAAUAUGGAAGUGAUUAUGUCAGUGAAUUCCGGUUUGCACCAAAUCAUACUAAAGAGCUGGAAGACAAAGUAAUCGAGCUGCACAAGAGCCACAGGGGAAUGACACCUGCAGACGCUGAGAUGCAUUUCUUGGAGAAUGCCAAAAAACUGUCUAUGUAUGGAGUGGAUCUACAUCAUGCCAAGGAUUCUGAAGGAGUUGAAAUCAUGUUAGGGGUUUGUGCCAGUGGUCUUUUAAUAUAUCGAGACAGACUCAGGAUAAAUAGAUUUGCUUGGCCAAAGGUUCUGAAAAUUUCGUACAAGAGGAACAACUUCUACAUUAAAAUCCGACCAGGAGAGUUUGAACAGUUUGAAAGCACUAUUGGGUUUAAGUUGCCAAAUCAUCGUGCUGCGAAGCGUUUAUGGAAAGUAUGUGUUGAACACCAUACAUUUUUCAGGCUGUUGUUACCAGAGGCACCGCCAAAGAAAUUCCUUACACUGGGUUCCAAAUUCCGCUACAGUGGAAGAACACAAGCCCAAACCAGACGAGCCAGUGCACUAAUAGACCGUCCUGCACCUUACUUUGAGCGUUCUUCCAGCAAACGUUAUACUAUGUCUCGCAGCUUAGAUGGGGAGGUUGGUACUGGCCAGUACGCCACAACAAAGGGCAUCUCUCAAACCAACUUGAUAACCACUGUGACGCCAGAGAAAAAAGCAGAGGAAGAAAGAGAUGAGGAAGAGGGCAAAAAAAAAGGAGAGGAAAUCACUCCAGUCUCUGCAAUACGCCAUGACACAAAGUCAUCUUUGCUUGGCACUGAUUCAUUUAAUUCCUCAUCAACCUCACAGUCUGGUCCCCCUGUAUUUUCAACAAAGCUUCGUAGGAGAUGUAAGGAGAAUGCUCAAAACCCAUUAAGUUAUGAGUCAUCUAAAGACAUUAUGCAAAUGCACAGUGAGUCUGACUUGGACUCUGAUAGAAAAGGAAGAGUUUGCUCUGAUGAACAAGACGUGGCUUUUAGCUAUAAGCAAAAAGCUGGUAACCGCGGAACACUGUUUUCCUUCUCCUUGCAACUUCCAGAGUCAUUUCCUGCUCUCCUGGAUGAUGACGGCUACCUUUCCUUCCCUAACCUCUCUGAAACCAACUUCCUGCCUGAAAGUGUGCAGCAUUACCUUCCCAUCCGAUCACCAUCCCUUGUGCCUUGUUUCCUUUUCAUCUUUUUCUUUCUGCUGUCUGCCUCAUUCUCAGUGCCAUAUGCUCUCACUCUCUCCUUUCCUCUGGCUAUGUGCCUCUGCUACCUGGAGCCCAAGGCGGCCUCCUUGAGUGCCUCACUUGACAAUGACCUGAGUGACAGUUCAGAGGAAGAGACUGACAGUGAACAGACGGAUACUGCAGCUGAUGGUGAAACCACUGCCACAGAGUCGGAUCAAGAGGAAGAUGGAGAUCUCAAGGCACAGAAUAGUCUGAUUAAGCGAAUAAAGGGUGAAAAUGUGUAUGUCAAACAUAGUAAUCUUAUGUUAGAGGAGCUAGACAAAAAUCAAGAAGACCUGAUGAAACACCAGACGAAUAUAAGUGAACUGAAACGAACCUUCUUGGAAACCUCCACAGACACUACAGUGUCUAAUGAAUGGGAGAAGAGGCUUUCGACAUCUCCAGUUCGGCUUGCUACAAGACAGGAGGAAGCUCCUAUGAUUGAACCACUUGUGCCUGAAGAGACCAAAGAAGAAAAAGAAAAAUAUGAAAAACUUAUAUUUUUGCAGAAGGGAAGUACUACAUUCCUGGAGUCCCAGCCAAGGGAGAUAGAGAAGAAGCUGCAGGAAGGAGAAUCCACUGGCACUGUUACUUCUCAUCAAAUCAUUUUCCAGAAAACUGUCCCAUCAUCCUUAGAGGGCACUGAGGAUUGGGUUAUUGUAGACAAAAUACCUACUGAGGUAGUUGAUGGUGAAUCGAAAAAAAUUGUGACAUACAAAGUAAUGACUGUGAGCAGUAAAACUGGUGACAUUCCACCUGAGAUAUUAAAAUCCAGUACCAUUGAAAUGCAAAGCUUUGAGGACUUGGAAAAUGAAAUACAAUCAAAAGAGGAGAAUAAACAGAAAAUGUACACCUUAGGAAAGUCCUAUGACACUGUAUCCGGGAAAAUUGUAACCAUGACAAGUAAAGCUAAAGAGGGAGAGAAAACAGUGCAGUCAUCACUAGAAGCAUUUCAAAAAAUGGAGAGGGGAAUGCCAGAAUCUGUGAAAAUCAUUCCAGUAGUGGCUGAAUAUGAAAUUCUAGAGCCCAUCACUGACGAAAAAGCCAGGAGGGGAUCCGAUGUACAGAGUACAAAAAGAAAGCUGUCUGAAUCUUUGACACCCAUAAAGGAAGCAGAGUCUCAGUUGCAUAGUCCUGAAGAGGAAAGUUUGAAGAAAGCACAAAAGAUGGACCAGGAUUUUCAUGGUACACUGGGAAGCUUGCAGUUUGGCAGAGCUGAAAAACACCUUGACAGUGAAGCUCUAAAAGCAGGGGCAUUUGGUCGGAAAGAUAAGAGCCUAUCUGAGUGGAGAUAUUCCAGAGAACAGCCAUUUACCAUUGCUACUGCUCACUAUGUUACUGAAUCGUCUGCAUCAAGAGUAGUGACUAAACAGUCCUCCAGUGAAAAGACCUUGGAUGGUUCAGAUAUCUUCAGUUUAUUAGAGUCUGCAAGAAAACCAACUGAGUUCAUAGGAGAGGUUACUUCUACUUCACAUAGCAGGGCUCAGAGAACAGAAACAAAGACAGGCCAGGAGAUAAGUGCCAGCGAAAUGAAGGAAGAGAUUCAGCCACAUCAGGAUGCAGUGAAGAAGGUUGUGCAGGAGACUGUAUUGGUAGAGGAGAGACAUGUGACGAAUGUGCAUGCAAGUGGGGAUGCUGUUAAAUUGGCUGGAGAUCAGCUGGAUGCUAUGGCACAGGCAGUAUCUGCUGUUGCUUCUAGUGUGAAAGGAAAGGAGGGUUCUGCUGUGACUGAGGGGGCUAAGGAGGAAAAAAGGGAGGAGGCUGAUAAAGCUGUAACCAAACAGGAAGAAAUUGCUGCUGCUUCUCAUCAGCAAGAGGAGGAGCAGAGUGCAACAGUCCACGUUUCUGAUACAUUGGAAAGAAAACCUCAUUUUGAGCAGUCACCAGUUGUGAAGACUGAAACCAUCAGCUUUGGCAGUGUUUCUGCAGGUGGGGAGAAGCUUGAAAUUUCUACCAAGGAAGUUCCCAUAGUUCAUACAGAAACAAAAACCAUUACAUAUGAAUCAUCACAGGUGGAUUCUGGUGCUGACUCAGAGCCAGGUGUAUUGAUGAGUGCACAAACCAUCACAUCUGAAACUACGAGUACUACAACUACUACCCAUAUCACCAAAACUGUGAAAGGAGGCAUUUCAGAGACAAGAAUUGAAAAACGAAUAGUCAUCACAGGAGAUGCAGAUAUUGACCAUGACCAGGCGCUGGCUCAGGCAAUUAAAGAGGCCAAAGAGCAGCACCCUGACAUGUCAGUGACCAAAGUAGUGGUACAUAAAGAGACAGAAAUCACACCAGAAGAUGGGGAAGAUUGACCCACAGGAAUAAUUUAGCUUGCAUACGAAUCCAGUCAUGCACACCCUUAGGAAUACCAGAGCCUAUAUGGAGUCUCAGUUCUAACCUGACUGACUUGUAUCUGUCCGUGGAAAAUUUCAGUACCGAAGAAUUGAUCUUAAACGCUAAUAAAGACACUGGCAGAGAUAUUUUCCCAUAUAAAGCAAUCUGAAUCAGCAUCAGUGAAACAAUAUUGCAUGAAGCAACAAUAAAUUUACGGAAAAGCAGCAUUUUUAAUUUUCAUUAUAUCUAAGUUUUCAGCUAUACCUGCACGUUCAUAAACAAUAUAAACAGUGAUCUAAUGUAACACACAAACAGUUCAUGCCUUUCACAUUUUAUUAAAUCUAAACAUAUUAAAAUUUGUUAGGUGGCAAACCUUUUGUUUAUGGAUACUGUAUAUGAAGAUUACCCGAAACUGCUAGAAGCUGUAUAGGUACUGUGUAUAAUGUUUUAUCACACAUUAGAUGUGCCAGUAACACAGUUUAUUCAGGAAACAAUUUGAAUCUUGUAUUUGUUUUAUCUGGUUUUAUUACUAUUGCCUGAUAAAAAAUGAUGAAUCUCUAAUCUUAUCAAAAUAUUUAAAUUCUUACAAAAUGUGCUUUGCAUACCUGAUUUAAUACCUUGUGAGGUAGUAAAGAUUUCAGCACAUUUACUUGACUUUAAGAUUUUUUUGUCAGCAAUGUUCAGAGUUUAAGUCAGAAAGUUUCCAGUCGCCCUUCAGAAGUUCUAACCCUGUAAAUUAUAUGUAGUUAUUUUGGAGAAAGUCUGUAUUUUCCUUAGUUUAUAGUGUUACAAAAUUAUUACUCUGAAAUAACCUUGAUGGUUUUUUAUUGACUUCCCUUUUGUUCUCAGAGAAAAAAAUGUUUCAUUUCAGAAUCUGGUCAGCAGCAUUUACUAUCUAGUUCAGAGCCAAGCCUUAAACUGUACAGAACAUCCACUGAAAACUCAUUAGUAUUCCGUUAUAAUAUCCAUUGCAGGGAUAUAGUCUCCAUUACACUCUCAGCUGCGUCACAACACAUGGUGAAUGUAUGUUUCUGCAUAGUGAAAUAAAAGUGGUAAAUGCAUCCAAAAUUGUAUUGUUUUGUGUCUAAAAGAAUCCAUUGUUUUUUAUAUUCAAAACCCAAGUAAUAGCUGUAUGAUAUCAAAGGCUUUAUUCAUCUGCAUAGUAGAUGUGUUCUGUCUUACAAUGGACCACAGUACACCGUGCAGACAACUGGAGUUGGCAGGGCAGCCUACGGGAUAAUAAUAUGAAAAUGUACUCCUUUGGGUAAAAUGAUGAUAGCGAAGGAAGGAGAACAUUAUGCUUUUUUCUAUCGCUGUGUACUGUGUUUCAGUUAAAUUAAAUGGAAAUUAUUUGUGUUUGGCUAACGAAAUUAUAAUGAAAAUGUAGCAUUGGCUCAAGAUCUGUUUUCUUUUAUAUUUUUGCUCUGAAUCUUGGAUGAAUUAUCUAUGUAAGAGAAUCCUUACUUUUCUGUUUGCUAUUGUUUGCUCCUUGACCACACUUUGAUGACAUUCCCUUAGUGAUUUAAGAUGAAUUUGUAGAGGCUAACUCACCCUUCAAUCCAUAAACCCUAGUAGGAUGCAAGAAAUAAAUACAAGUGAAUUUGUGUACACAGGACUCCUUCUCAUUGACUUCAAUGGAGAUGACUUCAGUGGAGGGCAGGAUUUGGCCCACAGAUUUGUUACAAGUAUUUAUUUUCUUAAUUUAGAAAGAAAAGAGAAUAUAUCAAGAGAAUAAUCUGUAGUUAAUAAUUAAAAAGAAAUCUCCUGAGGCUUUGACUGCUCUACUCUGUCUCUCUAAAAUGAUGUUUUCAGUUAGCCAUUCUUCAUGUCUUUGUUGUUUAAGACCUCCCUUUAUGUAACUCCCCUUCUAGCACAUCAGUCAUCUCUCACCUAUUACCUAAUGAAUAAUGCAAAGAUUGUGUUCUUAUGUCCAUAUUUUUGGAGUUAUCUCUUCCUGACUCUCUUCCUAAUAAAACAGAAUAUGUCUGUAAAUUCUGUUCCUUCCCAGUGAAGGUAGAAUUGGAUUUAUUCCCCCCACCACCACCUCGUCAGCUACAGAGAGAAGAGGUAUCCACCCUGUUUCUCAGCAGACUACAUUCCAGGCUCUUGCUUGUGCAUCAGGAGUUUAACAGUAGACUCUGAAGCCAUAUUGAUCUUCCCUCAGGUGGCCCUUUCCUUGUCAGCUAAGAAACAGCAUUAUGUUACCUCAGAGAUGUGAGUGGCUACUAUACUGCCUUCUGUCCAGAGUUACCCUUAGCAUUAUAUUUUAGCAUGGCUUGAGGGAAAUGUACUAUAGUGAUUAUGUAUAGUAUGUAUGCUGUCUGAAGAUACUGUAUCUUUGAGGUUAGUCUCCUUAAAAAGCUAGGUAUGGCCUAAGCAUGUACAGAAUAAGAGAAGAUUAGAGUGGAUUGGCAAUGACAUCUCAGUCAUUGUUAGCAGCAGACCUUUGUUUGGGGUAAUUCCUUGGGAUGGUUCCCAGGAAUAAUAGUUUUGAUUUUUUUUAGUGACUCUUUCUUGGGUUGUCUGCCUAAUGCUGUGCCACAUGAAAUAAAAAACACUUCCCUGUUUCUACUA